GGCAGAUAUAUACGACGUCUGCGUUCAUACUAACACGCAAUUACCCAUUCCAUUUUUAGAGAGAGAGAGAGAGCACAGUAAUUCAGUGAACGAGGAUAGGGAUGGGUUCUCUUCCCUUCCACGUUUUCUCGAUUUAAAUACCAUAUUUUCCGUUUUUAUUCUGACUCCACAAGGAGUUUUGAUCGAAGUUCCAGUUUUUAUUCUCACUGCAGAGGAGUUCUCAUCGGACUUCUCUCUUGAUACUAUACUCAUUCAUCCAGUUUUCGGCGAGGAGUUAUUUAUCGAUUGAAUUGAAUUUGGAGCUGGGCGGAGAUGGGAGGAUGUGUGUCCAGGAAGGUGAGCUCCGACGCAGGUGAGAAGAAGAAGAAGAGUCGGAGGAGAAAGAAAGGUGGUUUACAAAAAAAGGCGACCUCUGGUUUAUAUGAUCGGACAUCUGAUAGAGCUGGCAAGACUUCUCCGCUGGCUCGAUCUAACAACAACCCUGGAAGUGUUGAAGAAGCAUGGUUUGAUUCAGUCACCAUACUCGAAAGCGAGUGCAGCGAUGAAGAAUUUCAGAGUGUAACUGAUGAUGCUCACUCUCUCAAUGGAUCUGAAUCUGAGCAUGUACAUAGGCCUGGGAAUUCAUCUGCUAGCCAUUCAGCUCGUAGCUCUGUCAGUGGCAAUACCAAACCAAACAUUCAUCCACACAGUUCUAUGCAUCCGAAAGAUGCUGAUUUUGCAUUAAGAUCUGAUGAGGUCAAACAACCUGAGGAAAUCUCCCCCUUUACAAAUGAAAGUUGUACCAGCAGAGGUCAUGGCUUGUUGAAUGAUUGUGGAAUCCUUACACAUAACUGUCUUCCUUGCCUUGCUUCUGCUGUUGCUCCUAUUGAGAAGAGAAGAUCAGUUGACUCUAGUCCUCCUCCUAGUGCAAGGAAGAAAGCCGCUUUAAAGCUAUCUUUCAAAUGGAAAGAAGGACAUCAUUCCACUCUGUUAUCAUCCAAGUCACUUCUGCUUAGACCUAUAGCCGGUUCCCAAGUUCCAUUUUGUCCCUUGGGGAAGAAAAUGCCAGACAGUUGGUCUCCAAUUGAACCAGGGACAUUUCGAAUUCGAGGAGAGAACUACUUGAAAGAUAAAAAGAAGGAAUUUGCUUCAAACUCUGCGGCAUAUUACCCUUUUGGAGUUGAUGUGUUCUUGUCUCAAAGAAAAAUAGAUCACAUUGCUAGGCUUGUGGAACUCCCUAUUACUGAACCUUCAGGGAUUCUUCCACAAAUACUUAUUGUGAAUUGUCAGAUACCAUUGUAUCCGGCCUCAAUCUUUCAAAGUGAAACUGAUGGGGAAGGAAUACAUUAUGUUCUAUACUUUAAGCUUUCAGAAAGCUAUUCAAAAGAGCUUCCAUCUCAUUUUCAAGAGAGUAUUAGAAAGCUGAUUGAUGAUGAAGUGGAAAAGGUGAAGGGGUUUCCAAUGGACAGUAUAACACCUUUUCGGGAACGGUUGAAGAUUUUAGGCCGUAUAGCAAAUGUGGACGAUCUGCCGUUGAGUGCAGCAGAGAGGAAGCUCAUGCAUGCAUACAAUGAGAAACCUGUGCUUUCCCGUCCCCAACAUCAGUUUUACACGGGGGAAAAUUAUCUUGAGAUUGAUUUAGAUAUGCACAGAUUCAGUUACAUUUCCCGUAAGGGGUUUGAAGCAUUUAUGGAUAGAUUAAAGCACUUCAAUUUAGAUUUCGGCCUCACAAUUCAGGCAAGUAAAUAAUUGCCAUUGGAAAAUUUAUUUAUUAUGAGAUCUUCUACUUUCAUUCUUUUAUAACAAUCGAUGCAAUGUUUUUUUUGUUAACCAGGGUAACAAACCUGAAGAAUUGCCCGAGAAGAUAUUGUGUUGUGUACGUUUAAAUGAGAUUGAUUACGCGAAUUAUCAGCAACUAGGCUUGAAUCAAGAUCUCUUUGAAUAGGUGCACAAAUUAUGUAAACUCCCGGAAUCAUCAGUGCAUAUAAAAGUUAUUUUUUUUUUGCUGCUAUAAACUUCCUAAUCAUCAACCCAAGCUCCCUCACUUUUUUUUUCAAUCUGCAAAAAGAUUGUUAUGCCAAAAGACAACAGACUUGUGCGAAAAAACGCUUUUCUGAUUGGUGGCAAGCCAGAUGUAUGUUAUGUUCCAAAAGAAGACCAAAACAAUAGGGUCAAAUUACCAUGAGUAAUAUGACAAAGUUCACUAUCAAGUAUCAAC
Molecule: messenger RNA, 2197 nt
Organism: Cuscuta epithymum
Lineage: Eukaryota; Viridiplantae; Streptophyta; Magnoliopsida; Solanales; Convolvulaceae
Source: the annotation of a GenBank genome assembly